CGAAUGUCAAUGUCAUCAUUAUUCAGAAGUUUUACAAAAAUAUUUUCUUUCAUAUUUGUUAUUACACCAUUACACCAUAAUUUGCAAAACACAAAAUGCAUAGACGGUUACCUUAUUAAUUCGUGUCAACUUAAUCAAAAUGGCUCUUACAUUAAGACAUUUAUGUAGAAAUCAUCAUUAUCUACAAAACAUAACCAAACCGGUAAAAUGGAACAUUAGAAAACAUGUACCAUCGAGAACAUUAGCUUGCAGUGUUUUAGGUCAACAUAGUGUUGUACAGAAGCCUUUUUUAGUGGAAAACAACUUAAAAUUGUCAUGGAACCCCUUAAGGACUUGUUCUACACAGAGUAACAAAGAUGACGCAAAACCAUUACCACCCGAGGCAGAAAAGAAACCUGGACUUAUACAGCGAUUCAAGCAAAUGUAUAGAGAUUAUUGGUACGUCUUAGUACCAGUGCACAUGGCCACGUCUGCAAUGUGGCUUGGUGGAUUUUACUAUGCUGUAAGAAGUGGUGUUGAUGUGAUAAGCUUGCUAGAAUCACUUGGAAUCAGUGAAAAGCUUAUGGAACCAUUAAAGAAAUCGGAAGCUGGUUAUUUUGCUUUAACCUUUGCACUCUAUAAGGCUGCUACACCCCUCAGAUAUGCUGUAACUCUAGGUGGCACAACCUAUGCCAUAAAUAAACUUACACUUAUAGGAUGGAUUAGACCAGUUCCGUCCCGUGAGCGCCUCAAGGAAAUGUUACAGGAAAGGAAAGAUAAUAUACAAGACAGAUUCAAUGAGAGCAAACAACAUUAUCAAACACAAAUCAAAGAGAAACAAACACAGGUUUUUGAUGAAAUGAAAAGAUAUAAAUCUGAAAUGCGGAAUAUGAAGAAUAAAAUUAAGAAAAUGUAACAGGUUUUUCAUUAAAAAUUAUUGUUGUUAGAAACUAUCUUUUAUCAUGGCCUGGCCAAAAAUGUAUAAAUGAUAAGUGUAUUUAUUUAUAUUGAAAUAAAUGAAAUAAAUUUAUAACAACUACA
Colias croceus (clouded yellow) is the source of this 1020-nucleotide messenger RNA. RefSeq lists its product as uncharacterized. The coding region runs from base 140 to 895 and encodes 251 amino acids. Gene Ontology annotation, cellular component: mitochondrion. The transcript is spliced from 3 exons. NCBI's taxonomy places the organism in Eukaryota, Metazoa, Arthropoda, Insecta, Lepidoptera, Pieridae. The record is from RefSeq and is a predicted model, not a curated record.